AUGGGCAACUUCCGCCUCCUGGUCCUGGUCUCUCACCUGCUAGGCCAAGUCAUCCGAAUCAAACCAGACCUCGAAGCCUCGCCCGCAGCGCACCACGAGACCGUGCAGCAAUUACACCGCACCAUCGCCGCGCUCGAAAACGUCAUCGAGGAAGAAGCCCAGGUGCAAAUCAUGCUAGUCAGCGGCGCGCGUAGCUUGCUGAACAGCACAAGAAUCCUCCUCGCCUCCAGCUCCACCCCCUCAAUCCCAACAACAGACUCUCGAAGCGUCACCGCAGCAGCAGCAACCCUCUUCCUAACCCGCAGCCGCGCCUUCCUCUCCCGCCAACAACCCCCCAACGUCGACCUCGCCUCCCCCUUCCUGCUGUCCUGGGGCCACAGCGCGCUCGACCACUUCUACCAGGCUUACGCACGGAGUGGAAGAGAGGAGGACCGGUGCGCGAUUGAGGAUUUGGAGGAGACGUUUCAUUGUGUGGAGAGGAGGUGGAGGUUGGCUGGUGUUUAUACUGAGAUUAUCUUUCGGCGGUAUGUUCAGUGA
Neohortaea acidophila is the source of this 537-nucleotide messenger RNA. RefSeq lists its product as uncharacterized. Lineage: Eukaryota; Fungi; Ascomycota; Dothideomycetes; Mycosphaerellales; Teratosphaeriaceae. The record is from RefSeq and is a predicted model, not a curated record. The transcript is spliced from 3 exons. The coding region runs from base 1 to 537 and encodes 178 amino acids.